UAUAUACAUAUGAAUGCUCUCCACACUUGUGAGAAACAUGACCCAUUAGUUUGUAAUACAUAUCCCCCAUUGCCGCAAAAAUAUCUAAUUACAUUUCCUAAUCGGGAACAACAAUAAACAAAGCCAAUUCAAUUCCGAUGAACCUUUAUCUAUUACUAUAUAUAUAGAGUAUUAUCUAAAUUUUUAUAGUGGAACCACCUCUAGUUAAGGCCCAACUGCAAUGUCUAAUUAUAAUAUCCACCCUCAAACCAGUCUUGAAUAUUGGUACCCUAGUAAAUAUGAAGUAUCAAGCAGUCAUUUAUUAAUACCCCGAGAUGUACUUUUACAGAAGUAUUUAAAGAUGGAUGAUAUACCUAAGGAAAGAGCUCCAAUUGUGCUUGAUAAACCAUUAGUAACUAGUGGCAAUAGUUCUAAAUCAAUUCAUGACCCUUUACUGGAUUUGUUAUUUGAACAAGCAGCUAUAGUUAAUAACUAUAAGCUUGCGUAUCCAACUAAAAUCACUAAGAAAUCUACCAAACAAGUCAAAAUAGGCCAUAGUACAAUAAGUACUACCACCACCAAGAAGGAACGAGGAGUUAAAAGAGUCAGAAACCAAGACAAAAAUGAAAAGGAAAAUAGUAGUAGUCCUACAGUACUGCACCCUUCUUCAGUCCAUAAUACCCCAAUCCCCAAUAAGACUAUAUACUUUUCACCUUCGGGACCUUCUAAACAAACCUCCACCCCUGUAUCCGUAUUAAAAGAAGUUCAACUUAAUAACCAGAGAUCCAACAAGAAGCUUUUAAAGUUUGACAAGGCAUUAGUGGUAAAUAAAACCGAUAAUCCAACUUCAUUACAAUCUUCAAAGCCUAAACAUCAACCUACAGCUAAUGAUUCUGACUAUGAUCAUUUGGCAUGUCAUGCUGAUAAUAUUUUAAGAAUGGCUAUUGAUUCUACCUUGCUUGGUUCGACACUUAAUGGAUCAUUUUCUUCAUUAUUUUCAAAUACAUUUGCUAAUGAUUCUGUAUUAGAUGCUAGUACUAAAAAGAGAUACCCUGAUUUCCUUGUAGAUGUUGAUGAUGAAGCUAGUAUUCUUGAAGGGUUAAAGGCUAAAUGGGAUUCUACAACUUUAAUGAAACUGAGAGCUACUAGAAUUGAUAUUAAUGCUGAUGAGUUACGAGCUGCUGUAGAUGGUUAAAUCUAUGUACAUUA
Molecule: messenger RNA, 1188 nt
Organism: Scheffersomyces amazonensis
Lineage: Eukaryota; Fungi; Ascomycota; Pichiomycetes; Serinales; Debaryomycetaceae
Exons: 1
Coding region: 221-1174 (317 amino acids)
Source: RefSeq, a predicted model, not a curated record